This is a messenger RNA of Fibroporia radiculosa, 1653 nucleotides long. RefSeq lists its product as uncharacterized. Gene Ontology annotation, cellular component: membrane. The coding region runs from base 1 to 1653 and encodes 550 amino acids. The transcript has 13 exons. Gene Ontology annotation, biological process: carbohydrate transport; transmembrane transport. The record is from RefSeq and is a predicted model, not a curated record. NCBI's taxonomy places the organism in Eukaryota, Fungi, Basidiomycota, Agaricomycetes, Polyporales, Fibroporiaceae. Gene Ontology annotation, molecular function: carbohydrate:proton symporter activity.
AUGUCGCAAGACAAAUUAGACGAUGUUAAACAUGUCGAUCACUCUUCCUUAGAGAACGUCGAGGAAUUCACGAAAGAUGUGCCGCCUCGUUCUGAGCUGGCAACAGUGCUAGCUAAGGAGAAGCCAGAUCCGUGGUCUCCUAGUAUGAUACGGCUUUAUUUAGUUGUGUUCGUCGCCUACCUCUGUUCGGCCACGAAUGGUUUCGAUUCCAACACAUUCGGAGGCGCGUCUGCGAUGUCUAGCUUUCAAGUCUACUUCUCCGUGGACGGUGGCUCUAAGCAGGGACUUCUCGCAGCAUCAUAUGUGAUUGGCAACAUGGUAGGGUCCCUUGGAGCUGGCCAGAUCUCCGACAAGUGGGGACGUCGAUACGGAAUGGGAGUAGGAUCGUUUAUAUGUCUCGUCGGCGCGGUGUUCCAGGCGGCAGCACAAAACGUCAAUUACCUGAUCGCGGGACGUGUAGUUCUGGGAUUGGGCGCCGUGAUUGCCCAAACCGCCGGUCAGAUUGCUCGACUUUCUUCAUAUGAACCUGGCAUUCUGAAUCCUGCAAUUAUAGGACCGGCGUAUGUCGUGGAGAUGUCUCAUCCUGCGUAUCGUGGGAUUCUUACUGGAGCCUACCAAGCGAACUUCUUCCUCGGGACAAUCAUCUCGACAUGGAUUGAGUUCGGUCUUUCCUACGUACCUGGGAACCCCGAUUACCAAUGGAGAGUCCCUAUGGGCCUUCAAGCCCUUCCAUCCGUACUCGUCUUAAUAUUCAUAUGGUUUAUCCCAGAAUCUCCAAGAUGGUAUAUCGGCCAGGGCCAAGAUGAGAAAGCCCGCGCGAUUCUUGCGAGGUAUCACAGCAAUGGUGAUGCCGAUAGCGGGAUCGUCCGCCUACAAAUGAAGGAAAUGAAGGAAGUGAUAGAGGUUGAGAGCGGAACGGAUAAGAGAUGGUGGGACAUCCGUGGUCUCUUGCGCACUAGGUCCGAUCGACAUCGUUUCUUCCUCGUUACAUGCAUUGCCUUCUUCGGGCAGUGGGAUCUUCCGCCGACAAGCUAUUAUUUCCCACUUAUGGUUGAGGCUGCCGGCGUCACAAAUGAGCAUAUGGUUUUGAUGUUGAACGCCUUGCAGCUCCGAGUGAUUGUCGACAUUUUUGACAAGACGCCUAUCAUGAUGAUAUCCGCCCUCUCUGGGCUGCGUUUCAUUGAGCGAUGGGGAAGGAGACCGACACUCAUGCUAAGUUCCACUGGCAUGGCUCUCUCUGUGGUUGUGAUUACGAUUUGCACGGCAUUAACACCGGUAAAUCCGAAGGCGGGACCUGUUGGCAUCGCGUUCCUCUAUAUAUUCCUUGUCGUGUUUUCGUUUGUCUGGACACCAAUGCAGUCGUUGUACCCCGUGGAGGUCUUGUCCUAUAACAAUCGGCACGUCCGCCAGGCGAAAGGCUUAGCUGUCAUGAAUCUAUUUGUCAAUGCUUGUGGUUUGUUCAACACGUACUUGCCACCUGUUGCUAUCGCAAAUGUAGGCUGGAGAUUUUACCUUUUCUAUGCAUGCUGGGACGCCCUUGGCAUUGCUGUUAUCUACUUUGCGUUUAUUGAAACGAAAGGACGGAACCUCGAGGAAAUCGACUUGAUUUUUCAGUCGGAACAUCCAGUCAGGGCGUCGCUCGCGAAGUCUUGA